AUGAUAGAUCGCCUCCUGUUUUCACGGAAGUCAACCCUUCUUGAUGCUCUCAUAUUUUGUGUUGUAUUCGCAACUUGUACAGAGUUCUACGCUGGUGGUCUGGUUGGCAUGAAUGAAUUUGCAAGUCCAGGUUAUCCACAGAAAUAUCCACCCAGUAGAGAUUGCGUUCGCGUUAUUGAGGCACCUCCUGGACACGAUAUCCUCAUACAUUUCAGACACGUUUUUCAGAUUGAAUCCACUUACGAGUAUUCAUCUCUUAAAGGAUCAUCAGUCUCGAAUGCAAUUCAUUGCCCAAAUGACUUCAUUGAAAUCCGUGAUGGUCGUUACGGUUUUUCGCCUCUAAUUGGACGAUUUUGUGGCAUGCAAAUUCCUCGGGGAGAAAUUCGAGCCAAGUCCGGUACUAUCUGGUUACGUUUCUACUCGGACGAAGUUUUGGAAUACAAAGGAUUUUAUGCUGACUAUGAGUUCGUUUUAUCCGAAUCACGACUGCGACCGACAUCUGAGUGCAAUAUUGUACAGAAUCUUUCAUUGGAUGGAUAUAUCGACUCCAAGAGUUUACACGAUUUUCAUCAGAUUUAUGGCAAUGCAUCAGACUCAGUGGAUUGUGUCUGGCGGAUUGAUGUCCCACAGUCACUACAAGUUGCACUUUUCGUUGAAAACUUCACACUCGGUGCGCCGAAUAUGUGCGAUGCGAAUUUCAUGGAGGUUUAUUCGGGACACACUUCGGAUUUACCGUUACGACGUUUCUGUGGUAUGAGUGCAUCACAGACGUUCGCUAUGCAUAACACCGUCUUUGUACGCAUCUAUGCGACUAACUCAGCGCUGAUUGGGCUUUACACAAGAAUUCUUUUCACUGCAUAUUCCAGACUGAACGAUUCAUUUCUCGAUCUAUUUACGAUGGGCUUCAGUCAACUAUUACUGAUUGUUUUCACGAUGUUCAUCAUAACCGUUAUCCUGUGCCUUUGGUCACUCACACACUGUUCAUGUCUAAGAUCUCAACGAGCCAGAUGCGAUGAUUAUUUAAAAGAGCUGUCGUCGAUGCCACCUCCGGGUAUUGUUCCGAGACUAACAACCACUAAUAACACCACCAUCACUCACAACAAAAGCAACAACAACGAAAUUAUCAGAGCACAAGAUAAAGCACGUCCACUAUUCGAUGGCAAUAGGAUCAGUAGCGGUGGUGGUCGCAGUGUGUGGAGAAAACGUUUCAGUCGGAGUGACUCUGACGAAUGUACGUCGACGAACUGGCUGACUGCAUCUGAUCUGACGUUUCCACUCGAUCGCAGGAGAUCGCAAUCAUCGAUUCGUGUACAAAUAUGUGACUGA
This is a messenger RNA of Anisakis simplex (herring worm), 1326 nucleotides long. The record is from the annotation of a GenBank genome assembly. Lineage: Eukaryota; Metazoa; Nematoda; Chromadorea; Rhabditida; Anisakidae.